AUGUCUGAAGCUGCCCAGAUCAGACCGUCGGAUAGUUUGUUGUACUCGGACCAGCUGUUUCGUGUCUUGGGUGGGGAUGCGAUGCAGAUUCUGCGCUGUGGUAUUUGCAUGGAGUUUUUUGAUGUUCCGAUUGUCCUACCGUGUGGACACACGUUCUGCCUUCACUGCCUAACGGAAAUGUGCAAGCAUGCAAGUCGUAACUGCGUCCUCAGCCCACUGAAAGACCUUCGCAUUGGGUGCCCCAACUGCCGGGUACUCAUCUACGUCUCUCCCAUACUGGAGAGGAAUGUGACUUGCAACUUUAUUAUACAGUCGCUGAUAGAGUGUCUGCGGUCAAGGGCGGGGGGCAAGAGACAGAACAUAGGCGUAAACACGGAUGAAGUUAGAGUGGGUUCCAGGAUUCGUACCGUCAACGACCUGGAAAUGGAAAGGGUAAUUAAGGAAGUGGACCGGAUGACGGAUGCGCUGGGAAAACGAAAUGUUAUCGACAACGCUUAUUUCGAAAUCGAUGAAAUCAGAAGACAGUACUUGGCCCAGCAAGCCCAGGUGCAAGGGGAGGACGAAGAGCAAUUGCAGAACAAAUCAAGGAACCAAGCCCGAUCUAUUCAACAGUGUCCCAAGCAACUACGACUACAGCAACAGCCAUUUUAUCAGCAGCAGCAGUGUCAGAGGUCAUUCAACUGGGAGGAUUUAAACGGCCAGUUCAAGACGACACCUGCAUCCUCUUUCCAUCACCAACAACCACAGCAACCAAACUUUAAGCUACAUAGUAAAUUUCAACUGCAGCAACAGCUGCAGCCUCAGCAACAACCGAUGCCGUCCGCCGCCACCACAACAGCAGCAGCAGGCUUCUCAGUUCCAGCUGAAAGUACAGUCUCAGCACCAGCAGCAUUCGCCACAACUGCAACAGCAGCCACAGAAAUCCCAGAUGCUGCAGCAGCAGCAGCCACAUCUACAGCAGCAAUCACAACUACAACAACAGCCACCACAACUGCAACAUCAACAAUCACAACUGCAGCAACAGCAACAAGUCUGGACCAACUGGCCAAAGAUUUCCAAAAUGGCGAUGGUACUUCCGCUGCAGCAGUGCCCGGAUGUUGGGCCUUGUCCUGGACCCCUGGGACAGGCCGAGGUUCCUCCGGGACAUUCAUCUCGUCUAGACAAUGA
Molecule: messenger RNA, 1167 nt
Organism: Candidula unifasciata
Lineage: Eukaryota; Metazoa; Mollusca; Gastropoda; Stylommatophora; Geomitridae
Source: the annotation of a GenBank genome assembly